Trichechus manatus latirostris (Florida manatee) is the source of this 1834-nucleotide messenger RNA. RefSeq names its product TNF alpha induced protein 6 (gene TNFAIP6). Gene Ontology annotation, biological process: negative regulation of inflammatory response; cell adhesion. The transcript is spliced from 6 exons. The coding region runs from base 98 to 931 and encodes 277 amino acids. NCBI's taxonomy places the organism in Eukaryota, Metazoa, Chordata, Mammalia, Sirenia, Trichechidae. The record is from RefSeq and is a predicted model, not a curated record. Gene Ontology annotation, molecular function: hyaluronic acid binding.
GUGGAAACCAGAUGUUUCAGUCACAUUGCAGCCGCUGCUCUGAGACUUUAUCCUGUACAGCCCCUGACAGGCUGUGACUGCUCUACAGGCAGACGAUAUGGUCAUCUUCAUUUGCUUAUUUGUCUUACUGUGGGAAGAGGCUCAUGGAUGGGGAUUCAAGAACGGAAUUUUUCACAACUCCAUAUGGCUUGAACAAGCAGCAGGCGUAUACCACAGAGAAGCGCGGUCUGGCAAGUACAAGCUCACCUACGCAGAGGCUAAGGCUGUGUGUGAAUAUGAAGGUGGGCACCUUGCCACCUACAAGCAGCUAGAGGCAGCCAGAAAAAUUGGAUUUCAUGUGUGUGCUGCUGGAUGGAUGGCGAAGGGCAGAGUUGGAUACCCCAUUGUGAAGCCAGGGCCCAACUGUGGAUUUGGAAAAACUGGUAUUAUUGAUUACGGAGUCCGUCUCAACAAGAGCGAAAGAUGGGAUGCCUAUUGCUACAAUCCUCAUGCAAAGGAGUGUGGUGGUGUCUUUACAGAUCCAAAGCGAAUUUUUAAAUCUCCAGGCUUCCCAAAUGAGUAUGAAGAUAACCAAGUCUGCUACUGGCACAUUAGACUCAAGUAUGGAGAGCGGAUUCACCUGAUUUUUUUGGACUUUGACCUUGAAGAUGACCCAGCUUGUUUGGCUGACUAUGUUGAGAUAUAUGACAGUUACGAUGAUGUUCAUGGCUUUGUGGGAAGAUACUGUGGAGAUGAGCUUCCAGAAGACAUCAUUAGUACAGGAAAUGUCAUGACCUUGAAGUUUCUAAGUGAUGCUUCAGUGACAGCAGGAGGCUUCCAAAUCAAAUAUGUUGCAGUGGAUCCUGUAUCCAAAUCCAGUCAAGGAAAAAAUACAAGUACUGCUCCCACUGGAAAUAAAAACUCUUUAGCUGGAAGAUUUAGCCAUUUGUAAAACAGAAGAACAUUCAGAAUAUACAGUGUUCAUAUUUGCAUCCUUUAGAACUCCUUUGAUCUCACUUUUAUAUUGUUAUUAACAUUUAUUUAUUAUUUUUUUUAAAUGUGAAAGCAAAACCUGAUGAUUUUGGUAAAUACAGAAAAAUUCAAAUGAGAAAUAGUCUCUUGUAACCUCACUGCAUAAAAGUAACAAUCAUUAAUAUUUUUAUGAAUUUUCUUUUAGUCAUUUUUCUAUUUGUGGUAUAUGUAUAUAUGUAUAUAUGUAUCUAUAUGGAUUUGUACUUGAAAUUUUGCUCUAGGUACAGUUUUACAGUCUGGUUUUUCUGCCCUUGAACUUUAUAGCAUAAGUAUUUUUCCAUAUUGUUGAAUAUUCACAAAAACAUGAUUUUGAACACCUGUAUAAUAUUCCAUUCUAUGAUUGUUCCAUACUUUAUUUAAGCCUUUCUAUGUGGUUGGAAUUUUAGGUUGUUUUCAUAAAUAUUGCUACAAUAUACAUCUUAGAGCAUACAUAUUUUUGCAGCUCUCUAAUUAUUUGGGAUAGUGUCCUAGAAGCAGAAUUACUGAAUCAGAGGUUUAUUAAAAUAGAAUUUCCCUUUUUGUUAGGCAAAAUUGACAUUUCAUUGUGGUUUAAAUUUGCACUUUAUUAGUGACAUUGAUCAUUGGUUUAUAUAUUUUUGACUAAUUGUAUUUCUUUUGUGAAUUUUGUUCAUGUCUUUCACUCAUUUGUUUUACUAAUAUAAUCUUUUCUCUUAUUGAUAUUUAAGAAAUUAUUAUAUAUUAAAUAAUAAUUCCACAUCUAUCACAUAUGUUGUAAUUUCAUUUUAAGUUUAUAUUUGCCUUUAAUUUUUAUGGCAUUUUUAAAAAUGUACUAAAGGUUAAAAUAUAUCUGCUGUCAUACUUA